AUGUCGCUCGCGGAGGAACAGGCGCGGAGGGACGAUGAAGUCUACGACGCACUCAUCCGUGAACUCGAGCGCGUCCCGGACGAUGCAAGGGAUGCGGUGGCGUCGUUUUUACAAGAUUUGAGACGCGACGGCGUCGAUUGGUACCGGGUUGGCGACGGUGGCGAGUUUGAUGACAAGGAGAGUUUCUUUCGAACAGUACAUGCGGGGGCGUGCAUGCGGGCUGCGCGCAUUAUGGGUUCAGGAUGUUUGAAGUUCGCGCGCGAGCACGGGUGUCCUUGGAACGAGUGGACUUGCCUGUUUGCCGCCAUGAAUGGAAAUCUGGACUGUUUGAAGUACGCGCACGAGAACGGGUGUCCUUGGGACAACAGGACGUGCGAUAAUGCCGCCCGUUAUGGACAUUUGGACUGUUUGGAGUACGCGCACGAGAACGGGUGUCCUUGGAACUGGGCGACGUGCGAUAAUGCCGCCUAUUAUGGACAUUUGGAAUGUUUGGAGUACGCGCACGAGAACGGGUGUCCUUGGGACGAGAUGACGUGCCUGUUUGCCGCCAAGUAUGGACAUUUGGAAUGUUUGAAGUACGCGCACGAGCACGGGUGUCCUUGGGACGUGUCUACGUGCCAGGCUGCCGCCGAGUAUGGACAUUUGGACUGUUUGCGAUACGCGCACGAGAACGGGUGUCCUUGGGACAAGCGGACGUGCGAUAAGGCCGCCUAUUAUGGACAUUUGGAGUGUUUGAAGUACGCGCACGAGCACGGGUGUCCUUGGGACAACAGGACGUGCGAUAAUGCCGCCCGUUAUGGACAUUUGGAAUGUUUGGAGUACGCGCACGAGAACGGGUGUCCUUGGGACGAGAUGACGUGCCUGUUUGCCGCCUCGAAUGGACAUUUGGAAUGUUUGAAGUACGCGCACGAGCACGGGUGUCCUUGGGACUAUUGGACGUGCUAUAAUGCCGCCUAUUAUGGACAUUUGGAGUGUUUGAAGUACGCGCACGAGCACGGGUGUCCUUGGGACAACAGGACGUGCGAUAAUGCCGCCCGUUAUGGACAUUUGGAAUGUUUGAAGUACGCGCACGAGAACGGGUGUCCUUGGGACGAGGUGACGUGCGAUAAUGCCGCCUAUUAUGGACAUUUGGAGUGUUUGAAGUACGCGCGCGAGAACGGGUGUCCUUGGAACGAGAAGACGUGCAUGGAUGCCGCCGAGAACGGACAUUUGGAAUGUUUGAAGUACGCGUGCGCUCACGGAUGUCCAGGCUCCGAUCGGUACGCCGAGGCGCUGAACGAAGUCGUCAUCCCAGACGUCGACGAGUCAUUCGGCGUCGAAGUCGCGCUCGCGUUUCAACAAAACGGCGGCGAGAUCUCCAUGCGCGAGUUCCUGCCGUUAUGGGUAGCGCACAGAGAAGGUUACCGCGACGCGCACUUAGAAAUCGCUCGAAACUGGAUAGCUCACGAUUGA
This is a messenger RNA of Ostreococcus lucimarinus CCE9901, 1452 nucleotides long. RefSeq lists its product with no specific name. Lineage: Eukaryota; Viridiplantae; Chlorophyta; Mamiellophyceae; Mamiellales; Bathycoccaceae. The transcript has a single exon. Gene Ontology annotation, molecular function: protein binding. The record is from RefSeq and is a predicted model, not a curated record. Bases 1 to 1452 code for a protein of 483 amino acids.